Molecule: messenger RNA, 561 nt
Organism: Rubroshorea leprosula
Lineage: Eukaryota; Viridiplantae; Streptophyta; Magnoliopsida; Malvales; Dipterocarpaceae
Source: the annotation of a GenBank genome assembly
GAUCAAGUGCUUUCCUUUGCUGUAUAUGUCCCCAUCCAAAUUUUUUCGAGUUAAAGACAGAGUCACACAAAACACACAAAUAUAUUCCAUGACUAUAUUUUCCAAGUGUCUUAGCAAAACAGAUGUUGGGAAGAGACUGUCUGUUCCCAGCAAGUCUCUCAAGUAUUUCCCGUUGUCCGGCGAACGUUAUGCGGUUGACUUCGAGGUCAAAGACGAGAACGGUCGGGUCUGGACAUUCCGGUGUUAUACCCGCCAGAAAAAGCACCUGAAGCCGGCUCUUACCAAGGGAUGGCGUGAGUUUGUUUGGACCAAAAAGCUUGAAAUCGGGGAUAAAGUGGAGUUUUGCAAGGAGGAUGAAGAGCGCACCGGCGCCAGGUACCGUGUUAAAGUGAAGAAAUUGGUUAGAGUAUUUGGCGCUGCUUUUGGGCACGUGCCAAUUGGUCUCCCUGAUUAGGCCAACUAAAGUGGACUCCAAAGUAUUAGGUAGCUGUGCAUGUUUUUGUACGUAUCCUGUAUCAUUGUCCGCCAUUUGCUUUGAUAAAAUCAAUGAGGGUUGGAUUU